Messenger RNA from Culicoides brevitarsis, 2131 nucleotides. It is a transcript of the gene vri, whose product is annotated as nuclear factor interleukin-3-regulated protein. The coding region runs from base 193 to 1647 and encodes 484 amino acids. The record is from RefSeq and is a predicted model, not a curated record. Gene Ontology annotation, biological process: circadian rhythm; regulation of DNA-templated transcription. The transcript has 3 exons. Gene Ontology annotation, molecular function: DNA-binding transcription factor activity; DNA binding. Gene Ontology annotation, cellular component: nucleus. Lineage: Eukaryota; Metazoa; Arthropoda; Insecta; Diptera; Ceratopogonidae.
AAAAAAAUUAUUAAAAAAUAUUAAAUAAAUUUGAAAAUCGAAUAAAAAAUACGAUUUUCAAAACAAACAAAAUAAUUUAAAUUUUUAUCAAACAAAAAAAAAUAUUUUUAUUACCAUCGAUAUUUUUUAUCAUUAAAAGUGGAGAAUUUAUCAAAAAUAGGGACACUAAAUAUUGAUGUACUAAGACAACGAAUGAUGGUGGCAGAAUUUGUCGCCCGACAACAAUCUGGUUCGCCAGUUAACGGAGAAACUGCUAAUCAAAAUCACAAUUCAAAUAUGCCAGCACACAGUGCUCUUCUUUUGGCCAAUAAUGGUCCAUUAUCGCCCGGAUCUCCCGGACCCGAAAAUUUCCCGUCAAACAAUUUGAACAAUUUCGAGUUGGCAGCACAAAUGCGGAAGAAGGAUCUCUUUUCGCAGCGCAAACAACGCGAAUUUAUCCCGGAUGCGAAAAAAGACGACAGUUACUGGGAUCGGCGUCGUCGUAAUAACGAAGCGGCGAAACGUUCACGUGAAAAGCGUCGUUUCAACGAUAUGGUAUUGGAACAACGUGUGAUUGAGUUGACUAAAGAAAAUCACAUUCUGAAGGCACAAUUGGAUGCGAUCAAGGACAAAUAUAACAUCAGUGGGGAGAAUUUGGUGAGUGUGGAUCAAAUUUUGGCGACGAUGCCGACGAGUGAUCAAGUCUUGAGUUUCACAAAACGUCCCAAGCUGAGUCGUAGUCCGGGUUCGUGCAACGAAAAUAGUACGCCAGCACCGUCGCUCAUGUACCCGAACUCGCCAAGUCCCGUACCGACAUCCGUUAUCCAUCAAAAUAUCAAUGGAUCCACCGUUUCGCCUCCUCCGUCAGUUCCUCAAGUAAUCAAUAAUGCGCAAGCUCAGCAAAUUCAGCAAAUUCAACCUCAAUCCUCGUCGCAACAACAAAACCAGCAGCAGCAGCAACAACCCCUCUUGCAUCCGCACAUUCAAUCAACCGCCGCGGCAAUGCCGCAAUUGCAUCAUCAUCUGCAUCAAUUCAGACCGCAACAGCAAACGAGUCCCCAGCCGCAACGCGUUCCCGAGCCAGAUGCCGAUUACUUGUCGUCGCAUCAUCAUCCGCAUCAUUACGCAUCCGCCGCCUACGCCUACCAUCAUCAGCAACAGCAAAACCAGCAACUCAGACCCGAAAUGCCCAGCAAGGAGUCCAUCAGUGUGUUAAACUUGUCACGACGCGCCCACAGUCCGUACGAAAUUUCGAGCGGCGGCAGCGUCGACGAGGACCACGAAACGCAUGCAUCGCGCGAAAACGACACAAAUAACAGUUUGCCAUUAAAGUUGCGACACAAAUCGCAUCUCGGCGACAAAGAUGCCGCUACGGCACUUUUGGCGUUACACAAUAUCAAGCAGGAACCCAAUCCGCGAUGCUCGCCGCCGUGGGAUGGCGAAGGCUCCAGCGACGAACGUGACUCAGGUAUUUCCAUUGGCGCCGCAGACUGGACUGCGAGUAUUCAACGCAAGAUUAUCGUGCCCGUUGACACCCACAAUAAAGAUGCCGAAGAGGAAAACAUCCAUCUCAAGUCGCAACUCGCCCGACUCGAAUCCGAAGUCGCUACCAUUAAGAACAUGAUGAUCGUCAACACGAGAAACGGUGCUACCGCAGCGGCACAAUAAAUCUAAGACAUGCAUUGAAAUAUGAUUGAAUUAUUUUCACUAUUAUAUAUAUAUUUUUUAUAUAUAAUUCUAUAUGUAUAUUAAUUAUUAAUAACAAGAAAUGUAAAAAAAACACACAUAAAAUUAUGCAAAAAAAAUAAUUUUUAAGAGUCAGAUCAGUUCCAGUGUGAUUAACUAUUAUAUAUAUUAAAUAUAUAUGAAAGGAUCUUAAUUAGAGAUCACGUUUUUACGUCAUAAAUUUUAUUAUAUAUACUAUAAAAAAAUAAAAAGUAAGAUAAAAAUAAUAUUUAAACACAGAAAGAAGGUCCAUGAAACGAAAAGAAGGCAUAUUUUAUUAUAAUAAUGGUAAAGAUAAAUAUUAUUAACGAUAAGAGUAUUGAUACAUAUAAAUAUAUAUAUGAAGAAAAAUAUAUUAGUCAACAGUUUUUUUUUUAUUAUCCACACUUAACUUGACAAAAAUAUAAUAAAUCCAGAAAAAACUUGA